CAGCUACUGUCGGUGUGAUGCAUCAUUUCCGCUUCCGCUUUCCCUCUGAUUGCAUCAGUUCCCUGUCAUCAGUUCGUCAAAGUUGGCAGCCGGAGAAAGAAAGACAUUGAUCAUGGUGGAGCCUGUUCCUGAAUCCAUCCACUUCCCUUCUGAGGAGAAGAGGAUCCUGCAGCUGUGGAAGGACAAGGACUGCUUCCAGGAGUGUCUCAAACAGUCCAAGAACAGGCCCAAGUACACGUUCUAUGACGGGCCUCCGUUCGCCACAGGUCUCCCCCACUACGGUCACAUCCUGGCAGGGACCAUCAAAGACGUCGUGACUCGCUUCGCCCACCAGAGCGGCUUCCACGUGGACCGCCGGUUCGGCUGGGACUGUCACGGCCUGCCUGUGGAGUAUGAGAUUGAUAAGACCCUGGACAUCAAGGGACCGGACGAUGUGGCCAAGAUGGGGAUUGCUGAGUACAACCGGCAAUGCAGGAUGAUCGUCAUGAGAUACGCUAACGAAUGGGAGAACUCUGUAACCAGGAUGGGACGGUGGAUUGACUUUAAGAACGACUACAAGACUCUGUACCCCUGGUUCAUGGAGACUGUCUGGUGGGUGUUCAGGCAGCUGUAUGAUAAAGGUCUCGUGUACCGCGGGGUGAAGGUCAUGCCCUUCUCUACCGCCUGUAACACGCCGCUGUCCAACUUCGAGUCUAACCAGAACUACAAGGAUGUGCAAGAUCCGUCGGUGAUAGUGAACUUCCCCCUUUUGGAAGAUGAGAACGUGUGUCUGAUCGCCUGGACAACCACACCCUGGACUCUGCCUAGCAACCUGGCUCUCUGCGUCAACUCAGAGUUGCAGUAUGUCAAGGUCAAAGACAACAGCACUGGGAAGGUGUACAUUAUGAUGGAGGCCAGGCUGGUAGCACUCUUCAAGACAGAGGAGGAAUACACCAUCAUGGACAAGUUCCCUGGGAAGACGCUGAAGGGGAAGAAAUACAAGCCUCUGUUUGACUAUUUCAGGAAGUGCGGGGAGACGGGGGCCUUCCAGGUGGUGAUGGACAGUUAUGUCAGAGAGGAGGAGGGGACAGGAGUCGUCCACCAGGCGCCAUACUUUGGAGCUGAUGAUUACCGUGUGUGUAUGGAGAACAACAUCUGCCAGAGAGACCAGGCUCCUGUCUGUCCUGUCGACUCCUCUGGGUGCUUCACUGAUGACGUCACUGACUUUGUGGGACAGUAUGUCAAGGAUGCUGACAAGAACAUCAUCAAAUGGCUGAAGGAAAGGGGUCGUCUGGUCAACAGCGGCUCUUUCAAGCAUAGCUACCCUUUCUGUUGGAGAUCUGACACCCCUCUGAUCUACAAGGCUGUUCCCAGCUGGUUUAUUCGGGUCGAACACAUGGUGGAGAAGCUGCUGGAAAACAAUGACAAAUGCUACUGGGUUCCUGAGUUUGUGCGGGAGCGUCGUUUUGGUAACUGGCUGAGGGAUGCGCGUGAUUGGGCCGUUUCCAGGAACCGCUAUUGGGGCACGCCCAUCCCCCUCUGGUGCAGCGACGACUUUGAGGAGGUGGUGUGUGUAGGAUCCAUGGCUGAGCUGGAGGAGUUGACAGGAGUGAAAGUAACUGAUCUGCAUCGGGAGAGCAUUGACCAGUUGACUAUCCCGUCCCGCUGUGGUAAAGGCGUGUUGCGCAGGGUCACUGAGGUGUUUGACUGCUGGUUUGAGUCGGGCAGCAUGCCCUACGCCCAGGCCCACUACCCCUUUGAGAACAGGAAGGAGUUCGAAGACACCUUCCCCGCUGACUUCAUUGCUGAGGGCAUCGACCAGACCAGAGGAUGGUUCUACACCCUCCUGGUGUUGUCCACAGCUCUGUUUGGAAAACCACCGUUCAAGAACGUCAUCGUCAACGGACUGGUGCUGGCCAGCGAUGGACAGAAGAUGAGUAAACGCAAGAAGAACUACCCUGAUCCAGGUCUGGUUGUGGAGAACUAUGGAGCUGAUGCCCUGAGGCUCUACCUAAUCAACUCCCCGGUAGUGAGAGCUGAGAACCUUCGUUUCAAAGAGGAAGGAGUCAGAGAUGUUCUGAAGGAUGUGUUCCUCCCCUGGUACAACGCCUACCGCUUCCUGGUCCAGAACGUCCAGCGUCUCCACAAGGAGGACGGCAUCAGCUUCCUGUACAACGAGGCCACAGCCAAGCGCAGUGACAACAUCAUGGACAAAUGGAUCCAGUCCUUCACCCAGUCUCUCAUCCAGUUCUUCAAAGCUGAGAUGGAUGCUUACAGGCUGUACACGGUGGUGCCAAAGCUUGUCAAGUUUGUGGACAUGCUGACCAACUGGUACGUGAGGACUAACCGUAGGCGUUUCAAGGGAGAGAGUGGAACAGAGGACUGUCUGGGGGCUCUGGAGAAUCUCUUCAGUGUUCUGUUCUCCAUGUGCAGACUGAUGGCUCCCUUCACCCCAUUUAUUACAGAGAUGAUGUACCAGAACCUGCGUCACCUGAUCGACCCCACCUCUGUAGAGGAGAAGGACUCCAGUAGCAUCCACUACCUCAUGCUGCCUCUAGUCAGGGAGUCGUUGAUUGACAAGCGUAUAGAAAGUGCGGUGUGUCAGAUGCAGUCUGUCAUUGAGCUUGGACGAGUCAUCAGAGACCGCAGGACUCUGCCCGUUAAGUAUCCCUUAAAGGAGGUGGUAGUGAUCCACCAAGAUCCAGAAGCUCUGAGAGACAUCACCUCCCUGCAGAAAUACAUCCUGGAGGAGUUGAAUGUCCGCCAGUUGACCUUGUCCACGGACAAAGACAAGUACGGCAUCAGCCUGCGGGCUGAACCGGACCACAUGGUGCUGGGAAAGAGGCUGAAAGGAGCCUUCAAAUCCAUUACGGCGUCCAUUAAAGAACUGAAGAGCGAACAGCUGGAGACCUUCCAGAAGACUGGCUCCAUCGUGGUGGACGGUCAGGAGCUUCAUGAGGAAGACCUGAGGUUGAUGUACAGCUUCAACCAGACCUCUGGGUCAGCGACACAGUACGAGACCCAUUCUGACUCACAGGUACACACACACACACACACACACACACACACACACACACACACACACACACACACACACACACACACACACACACACACACACACAGCUUCAACCAGACCUCUGGGUCAGCGACACAGUACGAGACCCAUUCUGACUCACAGGUACACACACACACACACACACACACACAGCUUCAACCAGACCUCUGGCUCAGCGAAGCAGUACGAGGCCCAUUCUAACUCACAGGUGCUGGUGCUGUUAGACGUCACUCCAGACCAGUCCAUGCUGGAUGAGGGUGUGGCUCGUGAGGUCAUCAACCGCAUCCAGAAACUACGCAAAAAGGGUCACCUGGUGCCGUCUGAUGAGAUCACAGUGUACUACAGCUGUGAGCCGGCAGGUGAUUACCUGGACCAUGUGAUCCAGGCCCACACAGACUUCAUCCUUGCAACCACCAAGGCACCACUCAAGACUUACCCCGUCCCCAAGGACUCCAGCGUCAUCGUGCAGGAGAAAACACAGUUGAAGGGUUCAGACCUGGACCUGACCAUAGUGAAGGGAGCAGCCGCCGCUCGAGUUCCUCUGACUGGACCAGCCUGUGCCUACAUCAACCUCCAACUCAAACUCAACAACAAGGAACAAGAGGGUGUGGUUCUCCUGGAGAACCCUAAAGGAGAUAUCUGUCUGGACAUGGCCAAGCUGAGACAGGUCUGCUCCAGUCUCUUUGGUCUCAACAACACUAAGCUCUGUGUUUUCAACGGCAAGACUGAGUUGACUGGUAAGUGUGAUCUGCUGUCUCUGAAUGGGAAAACCCUGUCGGUGACAUCAGGCUCCAAUCCCAGUGACUCCUCUCCCAACUCUGACACUCUGGUGUGUCCCUACGUCAACCUCCAACUGGCCAACUGUCAGCCUGCUGAGUGUCAGAGUGGAGAUGUGGGGACCCUGCUGCUGGUCAAUCCUGUCGGACACGACUACCUGACCCACAAUGCUUUGCUGUCUGAGACGGCUAAGUUGUUCGGCCUCCGCGGCCGUAGGCUGAAGCUCUACCUGGACGAUGCGCUCACCCAAGAAAUCCCAGCAGAGUGGUCAAUGAAGACGCUGGACAGGAAGACUCUGUACGUUGGAGUUCUGCCCACCACUGCAGAGGCAUAGGACCGGGAACAGCCAGACUGUAGAAGAGGGAGGAACAGCCACAGUGUAGAAGAGGGAGGAACAGCCACAGUAUAGAAGAGGGAGGAACAGCCACAGUGUAGAAGAGGGAGGAACAGCCACAGUGUAGAAGAGGGAGGAACAGCCACACUGUAGAAGAGGGAGGAACA
Messenger RNA from Oncorhynchus tshawytscha (Chinook salmon), 4314 nucleotides. It is a transcript of the gene iars1, whose product is annotated as isoleucyl-tRNA synthetase 1. The record is from RefSeq and is a predicted model, not a curated record. Gene Ontology annotation, molecular function: ATP binding; aminoacyl-tRNA deacylase activity; isoleucine-tRNA ligase activity. The coding region runs from base 113 to 4147 and encodes 1344 amino acids. The transcript has 35 exons. Gene Ontology annotation, biological process: isoleucyl-tRNA aminoacylation. Lineage: Eukaryota; Metazoa; Chordata; Actinopteri; Salmoniformes; Salmonidae.